This is a messenger RNA of Cordyceps fumosorosea ARSEF 2679, 1584 nucleotides long. Its product is annotated as 1,2-a-D-mannosidase. Bases 1 to 1584 code for a protein of 527 amino acids. Gene Ontology annotation, molecular function: mannosyl-oligosaccharide 1,2-alpha-mannosidase activity; calcium ion binding. The transcript is spliced from 3 exons. NCBI's taxonomy places the organism in Eukaryota, Fungi, Ascomycota, Sordariomycetes, Hypocreales, Cordycipitaceae. Gene Ontology annotation, biological process: N-glycan processing; carbohydrate metabolic process. Gene Ontology annotation, cellular component: endoplasmic reticulum; Golgi membrane. The record is from RefSeq and is a predicted model, not a curated record.
AUGAAGGUCAAAAUCACCAGCAGCGUCCUUUUAGGCCUUGCGUCUCGCGCGUUGGCCCUUCCUUCUGACCCUUCUCUCAAGGUAAUCCCGGAUUCUCAGUUGUCCGAACGUUCUUCCAAAGUAUUCCCUCCAGUACCCGACUGGCGGGCCGAGGAGGUGAAGAGAGUUUUCCGGGAAUCUUGGUUGGGGUACUACCGCCACGCCUGGGGAUACGACGUGCUUCAUCCUCGGCGGAGGGACGGGGAGGAUGAUCGCAAUGGAUGGGCCCUUACGGUUAUCGAUGCUCUCAGCACAGCCAUCAUCAUGAAGGAUAAGAAUGUUACUGCGAAGAGUGUCGAGAUUAUAUCCACGUUGGAUUUUGGCACCACUAAAAAACGAGCAGAUCCCAUUUCCGUCUUUAAGGCUACAGCUCACUACCUUGGAGGCCUUGUUGGCUCGUAUGGCAUCCUCCACGGCAAUAUGCCUCCUGUCGAGGGCAAGGACAAGAAUGGAAAAUGGAUGUUGGACCAGGCCAAGACUUUAGCCGACGGCCUGUCUGUGGCAUUCGACGCGCCCACUGGUAUACCCGACCCCACGGUCUACUUCAAUCCCGCAAAGGUGAAGAGCGGCGCAGAUCGCAGCAGCGCCGCCGAAAUUGGCACUUUGCUUCUUGAGUGGACCUACCUCAGCGACCUCAUUGGCGAUGACAAGUAUUACAAAAUGGCCCAGAAAGCCGAGAACUAUCUUCUGCGUCCCUACGGCGCUCCGGAAGCAUGGCCCGGCUUGAUCGGUACGUGGGUGGGCGUCAAGGACGGUGAGUUCAAGGACAGCAGCGGGGGCUGGGGCUCGCACAUGGGCAGCUUCUACGACUACCUUAUCAAGAUGUACCUGUAUGACCCCAAGUGGUUUUCUGAGCAUAAAGACCGAUGGGUCAAGGCUGCCGACUCGACCAUUGCGUACCUCGCGUCUCAACCGUCCAGCCGAUCCAACCUCACAUUCCUCAAGUCGUACGACGGCCAGAGCACGACGGCCGAGUCGGAGCACGCCGCCGCGUUUGCCGGCGGCACCUUCAUCCUCGGCGGCCUCGCCCUCAACGAGACCAAGUAUAUUGAUUUUGGCCUGCAGCUCACGGAUUCGUACUACCAGACGUACAAGACUCCGAGCGGCAUCGGCCCCGAGGGCUUCCGGUGGGUGGACGCGCAGCUGGGCGGCUCGCCACCGAGCGACCAGGCCGGCUUUUACAACGAGUCGGGCUUCUGGGCGUCGUCGCCCGGCUGGGGGCUCAGGCCGGAGAUGGUGGAGUCGCUGUACUAUGCAUACCAGGUGACGCGCGACCGCAAGUACCAGGACAUGGCGUACGAGGUCUUCAAGACGGUGCGCAGCGUGUGCUGGUCGGGCGCCGGCUACGCGACCAUCAAGGACGUCAUGGCGCCGGACGGCGGCGGGUUCGACGACAGGAUGGAGAGCUCCUGGCUGGCGAAGACGCUCAAGUUCUUGUAUCUCAUCUUUGUAGAGGAAGACAGUCGUCACUUCCUGAGCAAGGCGCCGUGGAUGGAAUAUGUCUUUACCGCCGGCGGGCACCCAAUUCGCACACGCAGGCACUAA